UGAAAUCCUCUUUAGUCGAAACUACUGAUGAUUGUCUGGAUUAUAGAAAAAAUCCAGGGCAUACAAAUGGAAUUUUAGUGACAAUGUUUUGCAGUUACCAUAAAAUAGGCACAAUUGAACUUUCAAAUAUAAUACAACAUGGUUAUAAUGAGAAUUUAUUGUGCUGCUGUAAGACUCCUGUCAAGAACAGAUUCAAAGUCAAGGUUUCAGGGUCAUGGCAGAAAUAGACUAGUUGACAACACAUGGCAGCAACAAAAUCGCACGUUCUUCACCUUCCCUAAACAAAGCCGUAAUCGCGAGUACCGCGGGAGGCAGCUAGUGGGAUACACCAUGGAACAAAUGUAUGAAGUUGUUGCCGAUGUAGAGAAUUAUCACAAAUUUGUACCUUGGUGCAAGCAGUCACUAGUGAAACAAAAAUCAAGUAAUCGACUAGUAGGUGAACUCAUAGUCGGAUUCCCUCCUAUAAACGAAAGCUAUACAUCCAUUGUGACCCUAGUCAAACCACAUUUAGUAAAAGCGGAGUGUACAGAUGGCCGACUUUUCGAACAUCUAAUCACUGUCUGGAGAUUUAGCCCUGGUCUCAAAAAAGAACAACAAUCCUGUGUAGUGGACUUCCACAUAGAUUUUGAAUUCCGUUCAGUAUUUCAUUCCCAAAUAUCAAAUUUAUUCUUUGACCAAGUUGCCAAAAAAAUGGAAGGAGCAUUCAUUGCUGAAGUUGGUAAUAGAUUUGGUACAGCAACUAUGCCUCCAAGAAAUUUACUAAUCUGAAAUUAUUAGUACAGUUAAAUUAUCUCGAAAAUCCAGCACUAAUUCUGAUAUUAAGACACAAGAGACCUGGAUUCAUAGAAAAUUCGGAUUACUUACUGAAGUUUGAGCAAAUCUACAAGUACAUAUUGAUGCGCUUUAAGUAUGUUCUAAUAAUAAAAUAAUAAAUUGAAUAAAAAUGUCGUUUUAGCCAAUUAUAAAUAAAAAGCACCCCUUUUAUUGCCAGAUUACUACCACCAUAAUAAGUGCCGGAUUAUCGAGAUUUCACUGUACUGUUAGUCUCUAGUAUUCUCCUAUUUGUGAUCUGGAAUAUGUUCUCAAGUAAGAAUGUUCACCAUGAAAGAGAAUAUAAGUACUUUAAAAUUCGUACAACUCCUGAAAUUAUAUAAGAUUUGACAAAUUUUGUUACCUAUGUGUAAGUGAUAUUAUAUUAUAUUUUCCUGAAAGAAAUUUAUUUAUUGUAACAUAAUGGAAGCCAAGCUUCCAUAAUACAGAAGGAAAUAAAAAUAUGUUAA
This is a messenger RNA of Cydia splendana, 1280 nucleotides long. Its product is annotated as coenzyme Q-binding protein COQ10 homolog A, mitochondrial. Gene Ontology annotation, cellular component: mitochondrion. Lineage: Eukaryota; Metazoa; Arthropoda; Insecta; Lepidoptera; Tortricidae. The coding region runs from base 139 to 768 and encodes 209 amino acids. Gene Ontology annotation, biological process: cellular respiration; ubiquinone biosynthetic process. The record is from RefSeq and is a predicted model, not a curated record. Gene Ontology annotation, molecular function: ubiquinone binding. The transcript has 3 exons.